Molecule: messenger RNA, 3549 nt
Organism: Aspergillus nidulans FGSC A4
Lineage: Eukaryota; Fungi; Ascomycota; Eurotiomycetes; Eurotiales; Aspergillaceae
Gene: ctpA
Product: protein ygA
Exons: 1
Coding region: 1-3549 (1182 amino acids)
Biological process (GO): copper ion transmembrane transport; monoatomic cation transport; monoatomic cation transmembrane transport
Cellular component (GO): membrane; endomembrane system
Molecular function (GO): P-type monovalent copper transporter activity; ATPase-coupled monoatomic cation transmembrane transporter activity; copper ion binding
Source: RefSeq, a predicted model, not a curated record
AUGGCAGUCUCCAAUACGCUAGCCGCCCGGGGUGGCGCCCUCUCUCCGAGCCAGACAACAUCGCAAAUGGCCACGACCACAGUUAGUGUGGAGGGAAUGACAUGCGGCGCAUGUACUUCUGCCGUUGAGGGCGCUUUCAACGGCGUCGAAGGUGCCGGUGAAGUCUCCGUGAGUUUGAUGAUGAGCAGGGCCGUCAUCCACCACGAUCCCACUCUCCUCCCUCCAGGUAAAGUCGCCGAGAUUAUUGAAGACUGCGGCUUUGAUGCGACUGUGAUCUCCACCGACAGUUCGUCGAUUCCGUCGCGGAGCGCCAGCGAUCAUGGAGCAUCUGAGGCGAAUGUCGUGACAACAACACUGGCCGUUGCAGGAAUGACUUGCGGGGCCUGCACCUCUGCAGUGGAAAGCGGGCUGGCAGAGAACCCCGGUGUACGAUCCGUCAAUGUCUCGCUGCUAUCAGAGCGAGCGGUGAUUGAGCAUGAUCUGUCGACGGUCUCCGCUGAGCAGCUUGCCGAGAUAGUGGAGGAUCGUGGCUUUGGCGCAAGGGUCUUAGAAACCUCGACAUCCCGGGCUGGUCCUCGCGGAUCCGAGUCUACGGAUCCCUCGUCUCAGUCAAUGACCACUACCGUUGCUAUCGAGGGUAUGACAUGCGGCGCAUGUACGUCAAGUGUACAGGCGGCGUUUGACGGCGUGGAAGGUGUGAUUCAAUUCAACAUCAGCUUGCUCGCCGAACGAGCAAUCAUCACCCAUAAUCCUCAAAUACUUCCAUCUCGGAAAAUUGUCGAGAUCAUCGAAGAUGCCGGCUUCGAUGCCAAGGUCGUUUCUGAGGUCCAGGCGCUUGGUCAGAAGGGCGGGCCGACUCAGGUCACGCUUGACGUUCAUGGCUUACGAGAUGCUAAUUCUGCUGCAGCCCUGGAGGACUCCUUAAUGCAAAAGCCGGGGAUAAUCUCAGCGUCAGUAACACUUGCCACCUCUCGGCUGGUUGUCUCGUACGACACCUCUAUGGUCGGGAUCCGUACAAUUGUUGCCGUCAUUGAAGCUGCUGGCUGCAAUGCUUUACUAGCGGAUUCUGAUGACAAGAACACGCAGCUAGAGUCUUUGGCGAAGACGAAAGAGGUCUUGGAGUGGAGACGCGCCUUCCUGUUCUCACUAUCCUUCGCCAUCCCUGUGUUCUUGAUAAACAUGAUUCUUCCGAUGUACCUACCAACGCUCGAUUUUGGCGGUAUCCGAAUCAUUCCGGGUCUUUACCUCGGCGACUCCGUGUGUCUAUUACUCACAAUUCCUGUGCAAUUCGGUAUCGGUAAACGCUUCUACAUCACAAGCUAUAAGUCCUUACGGCACCGUGCCCCAACCAUGGAUGUUCUCGUUAUGCUUGGCACUUCAGCAGCCUUCUUCUACAGUGUUUUCACCAUGAUUGUAGCCAUCGUUAUUGACCCUCACCAAAGACCCAACACUGUCUUUGACACAAGUACUAUGCUCAUCACCUUCAUAACCCUUGGUCGGUGGCUUGAGAACAGGGCCAAGGGUCAAACGUCCGCUGCUCUUUCUCGGCUUAUGUCCCUCGCACCAUCAAUGACGACCAUUUACGAUGACCCGAUAGCCGCCGAGAAGAUGGUAGAAGAAUGGGAUAAAGUUGACGGCCAAGAGCAAAAAACGGCUACAAACGAAAUGUCCACCGUCUCACAAAAAAUCAUCCCCACUGAACUCAUUGAAGUGGGCGACAUUGUCGUUCUCCAUCCCGGCGACAAGGUUCCUGCUGAUGGAGUUGUCAUUCGAGGAGAGACAUAUGUCGAUGAGAGUAUGAUCACUGGUGAAGCAUUGCCUAUUCAUAAGGCAAAAGGAAGCCUGGUCAUUGCGGGAACAGUGAAUGGGACAAGCGCAGUUGACAUUAAGGUUAUUCGCACUGGCAAGGACACUCAGCUCAGCAAGAUUGUCAAGCUGGUACAAGACGCUCAAACAAGCCGAGCUUCCAUUCAACGCAUGGCGGAUAUCGUCGCUGGCUAUUUUGUACCAUCGAUUAUCAGCCUUGGGUUGGUUACAUUCUUUGGCUGGAUGUUUGUGAGCCACUUGCUGCCUCACCCUCCGAAGAUCUUUGUGACAAAAGAAGGCGGGGGUAAGGUCAUGGUCUGUCUUAAGCUGUGCAUCUCAGUCAUUGUUUUCGCCUGUCCGUGCGCUCUGGGACUCAGCACCCCUACAGCGGUAAUGGUCGGCACAGGGGUUGGUGCCACUCAGGGUAUCCUCGUCAAGGGCGGUGCUGUACUCGAGGCUGCUACCAAGAUCACACAUGUUGUGUAUGACAAGACCGGUACUUUGACAACCGGACAGAUGAGUGUCACCGAGGCUAGAAUUGAGCCUCACUGGAGUUCAAGUGACUGGCGUCGUCGACUCUGGUGGUUGAUUGUUGGGCUGGCGGAGAUGAACAGCGAGCAUCCUAUUGGCAAGGCAAUCCACUUGGCAGCAAAGAGUGAAUCAGGAAAUUCGGGCGAAGGUGGACUUCCAGGAAGCUUAGGCGAUUUCGAAGCUCGCAUCGGCAAGGGCAUAGCUGCCUUGGUUGAGCCAGCUUCCGGUGUCGAACGCGUCCGCUACCGUGUCCUGAUUGGAAAUGCUGCUUUUCUGCAAUCGCACAGCGUUGCUGUCCCAGAAUCAGCUGAAACGACUCCAGAUGCUUCCGGUUACAAGAAUUCCCGGGUCGGCAUCACCCAAAUCCACGUCGCAAUCGACGGUCACUUCGCCGGCACGAUAGCUCUCCAAGAUACCGUCAAGGUAACCGCCGUAGCUGCUGUAGCCGCCCUGCACCGAAUGGGAAUCUCGACCUCUUUGAUUACUGGAGACUCCCGCGCAGCGGCCAUCUCAAUCGCCUCGGCUGUUGGCAUCGCACCCGAAGCCGUGCACGCCUCCGUCUCCCCUUCCGAUAAACAGUCCAUCAUCGCAUCCCUCCAAGAGACAGGCGAUCGCGUUGCCAUGGUAGGUGAUGGCAUCAAUGACUCCCCCGCCCUGGCCACCGCGUCUGUCGGCAUCGCUCUCGCCUCAGGCACAGACGUCGCCAUGGAAGCAGCCGACAUCGUACUCAUGCGGCCCGACGACCUGCUCUCAGUCCCGGCUAGUCUCGCCCUUUCCCGUUCCGUCUUCAACCGCAUCAAGCUCAACCUCGUUUGGGCCUGUGGUUACAACAUUAUCGGCCUGCCCUUCGCAAUGGGACUCUUCCUACCCUUUGGCGGGUUUAUGCUCCCGCCAAUGGCUGCCGGUGCGGCAAUGGCGCUUUCCAGUGUCUCCGUUGUAGUAAGCAGUCUCCUCUUAAAAUUCUGGAGACGACCCUCAUGGAUGGACGCGGAGCUGCUGGAGAAGGAGGUUGGCAUAGCGUCGGAUGGCAAUUCUCGGAAGAAUUGGCUCGGGGCUACGCUCUUUACGUCCCCUAACAAGACUCGUCGCGCUGCCCAGUGGGCUCAGGGCAUCGGUGCUAGGGUCUGGUCCGUCUUUACUGGACGCCCUAGUCAGUCGGCGAGUAUAGAGCCUAGCUAUGUGCCUCUGCAGACGGUAGAACCCGCCGUCUAG